AGUCAUUAAAGAAACUCUAAGACUCCAUCCACCAGUUCCACUUUUAGUCCCAAGAGAAUGUAGGGAAGAGACGGAUAUAAACGGCUGCACUAUUCCUGUGAAGACCAAAGGGAUGGUUAAUGUUUGGGCAUUGGGAAGAGAUCCGAAAUAUUGGGAUGACGCAGAAAGCUUUAAGCCAGAGAGAUUUGAGCAGUGCUCUGUCGACUUUAUUGGUAACAAUUUUGAGUAUCUUCCCUUUGGCGGUGGGCGAAGGAUUUGUCCCGGGAUAUCAUUUGGCUUAGCCAAUGUUUAUUUGCCGUUGGCACAGUUGUUAUAUCACUUCGAUUGGAAACUCCCUAAUGGAAUGGAGCCAAAAGACUUGAACUUGACUGAAUUGGUUGGAGUAACUGCUGCCAGAAAGAUGACCUUAUUUUGGUUGCCACUCCUUAUCAACUACCAAGACAAUGAUUUUCAGCAUUUUAUAGAAUAA
Messenger RNA from Solanum verrucosum, 469 nucleotides. Its product is annotated as premnaspirodiene oxygenase-like. The record is from RefSeq and is a predicted model, not a curated record. The transcript has a single exon. Lineage: Eukaryota; Viridiplantae; Streptophyta; Magnoliopsida; Solanales; Solanaceae. The coding region runs from base 113 to 469 and encodes 118 amino acids. Gene Ontology annotation, molecular function: oxidoreductase activity, acting on paired donors, with incorporation or reduction of molecular oxygen; iron ion binding; heme binding.